Messenger RNA from Lucilia cuprina (Australian sheep blowfly), 1038 nucleotides. RefSeq lists its product as uncharacterized. NCBI's taxonomy places the organism in Eukaryota, Metazoa, Arthropoda, Insecta, Diptera, Calliphoridae. The annotation marks the transcript as partial. The transcript is spliced from 2 exons. The record is from RefSeq and is a predicted model, not a curated record.
AUUUCGAGUAAAUGGCGGAAGGAACACGAAGAAUCUUUUCGCUCCACCGAUGAAACAACCAAAAUUGAGGAAGAUGUUGAAAAACAACCAGAUGUUGCAAAAAUUCAAUCUCCACAUACUCCUACGAUAACCUUUAAUGAACAAGAAAUUUUAUCCGAACAAUUUCAAAAUUAUUUACGCAUUGCCGAGGCCUUUAUGAAAACGCUUAAACGACCUAAAGAUAUAGAAAUUUGUACAAAUCUCUUGCGCAAAGUCCAGAGACUCAAUGAUAGUAAACAUAUAGAGGUGAAACGUAAUAAUAAUGCUUUCUUUCGUUAUUGUCUAAAGGUAUUAAAGUGGACAAGUGAUAAUCAACCGUUGGAAUUAUAUCAACAAUGGUAUCGCAAUAAGGAAUUAGUCGAAGGUCCAACAGAAUCACGUACUUGGUUGGAGGAUAAUAAAUCUUAUAUGGCUUUAAAGAGUCUUAAAGAUGGCACAAAUAUUAUCUAUGCAGCUGUAUGUGAUGAGCCUUCUGCCGGUUGGCAAGAUGGUGGUUUAAAUAUUUUGGCUAAACGGGGUGCAUGUUCUAGGAAUUAGUUAAAGGAAAUUACAAAAUACGCAUAUACACAAACAGAAGUUUGAUGAUUCGAUAUGUAUUUUUCAACUUUAUUUUGAGAUUCUUAAUUACUCGUUGUUUUCAAUAUAAAAUAAAAUUGUUGUAUAAAAAAAAAACGAUUUUAAAAACUACAUACUAAUUUGUGUAAAAUGGACGGUAUGUGUUAAAACUAAUAAGAGCUUGAUUUGAAUAAUACGUCUAUGUGGAAUUCAUUUGUCAAUUCCGUAAAAAUUUAGAAAACACCAAGGCGCCAAAGAGUAAAAUCAAAGCCCACAAGGUUUUAGAAACACUCAAUGAUGUAGAACCAUUGCAGCUGUCACUGGAACAAUAGCAUUCCUCCCAAUAAACACCAUUUUCAUAGACUCCCCAGUUACAGACACCCGUAACACCAGUAUCAGCCACAGAGGCACAACGUCUAAUAACCUGACGCCAGCGACCAUCCC